Messenger RNA from Habropoda laboriosa, 2008 nucleotides. RefSeq lists its product as uncharacterized. The record is from RefSeq and is a predicted model, not a curated record. Lineage: Eukaryota; Metazoa; Arthropoda; Insecta; Hymenoptera; Apidae. Bases 1 to 1950 code for a protein of 649 amino acids. The transcript is spliced from 10 exons.
AUGAGGGUUAUGUCGUGUUAUUUUCGACGUUUCGUAAUAACAGCAUUAUUUGUCAUACUGCUGUUCUGUGUUGUUCAAAUUUUUCGAUCAGAAUUGGGCUUCAAUGACAAUGAUUUGUUGAAUCUGGAUAAACUGAUACGCAUGUCUCAAUUAAUUAAGAACACUGAGCAAUCUCAUAUUAUGAAAGGAGUUGUAGCUUGUAAGCUACCUAAAUUAGAUGUUUCUAAUCCAGAAAUUACAAAGUUUAUACAUGAUAUCCCUCCCUUGUCAUGUACACCAGAAGAUUGGGUUAUUCUUCAUGGUUCAAGACUAGUUAUUAGCAAUAAAGCAAAGAAAAAAUAUGGACCUAUGACUUGUUUCUACAGUGAAAUUCUGAGAGAUGAUGAUUACACUAUAUCAUUCACAACCCCUGUUGAAUCUGAUGAUUCCUAUGUUCUAAAGUACAGUGAUUUUGUUGAUGUAAAGUGUGAAUCAAAAACUGGAAAGGAAUGGCACAGUAUUAUGGCUGGAGUGAGAGAUGAUCCUGAAGUGAAAGAAACAAAUAAAUGGGAAAAUGUUGGAAAUCAAGCCCUUAAGCUAAAUAUACUUAUGUUUGGUUUUGAUUCUCUGUCAAGAAAUACAUUUAUACGCAAAUUACCAAAGACAUAUCAAUACUUAAAAGAAUAUUUAGAAGCUUUAAUUUUAGAAGGGUAUAAUAUAGUAGGUGAUGGGACACCACAAGCACUCAUUCCUAUUCUUACUGGGAAAAUUGAACUUGAACUUCCAGAUACUAGAAAACGCAUGGGUUCAAAAGCAAAAUAUGUUAAUGUAUAUCCUAUGAUAUGGAAUGAAUACAAAAAAAAUGGCUACAUAACAGGAUUCAUGGAAGAUGUCCAUCACAUUGGGACUUUCACAUAUCGUCUGAAAGGUUUCAAAGAACAGCCAACUGAUCACUAUAUGAGAACAUUUUAUUUAGCUGCAACACCAUAUUUUCGAUACUACAACAAAUUUUGCAUUGGAAGCAUUCCAAGACACAUGACAAUGUUGAAUUACAUCAAAGAAAUUUUUAAUGUAUACAAACAUCAACCAAAGUUUUUAUUUGGAUUUCAUGGGGAGCUUUCACACGAUUCCUAUAAUGAUAUAGGAGUAGUUGAUAAUGAUUUACAUAAUUGGAUUAAAGACUUACAUGAAUUUGGUCACCUAAAUAACACAGUGUUGAUAUUGAUGAGUGAUCAUGGGCACAGGUUUGCAGAAAUUCGCAAUACUCUACAAGGAAAACAAGAGGAAAGGCUGCCAUUUUUUUCCUUUGUCUUCCCCCCUUGGUUUAAAAAAGUUCACCCAGAAGCAUAUGCAAACUUUGUACAUAAUACACAUUAUUUAACAACACCGUUUGACGUGCAUAAAACGUUAGAAAAUAUAUUGAAUUUUCAAACACCAAAAGAUGGGGAUCGUUAUCAAAGAGCCAUUAGUUUAUUCGAUAAGAUACCAAUAGACAGAACGUGCGGGAAUGCAUUUAUAGAACCGCAUUGGUGCGCUUGCCUUAGUUGGCAAGAGAUCGCAAUCGACGAUGAUAAAACUAUUGCCGCUGCCAAAUAUUUGAUUCAAUUUCUUAACACAUAUACGGAAGGCCAUCACGACAUAUGUGAACAAUUAAAAUUAAAAGAAAUAUUGUGGGCCGCUAAACUCAUACCUAAUAAAGGUUUAUUGGAAUUCCAAAAAUCCGGAGAUCAAGAUGGUUUCGUUGGAGAUUUUAGUGCCAAAACAAAAUUAACUACUGAAAUUUAUCAGUUGAAAGUAAGAACAGAACCAGGAGACGGAUUAUUUGAAGUCAGUAUUACUUAUGAUAUAAAGAAGAAUACUUUUUCGACGAAAAUUUCAGAUAUUAGUAGAAUCAACAUGUAUGGAUCUCAAGCAAGAUGUGUGGAGAACUCUUUAUAUCACUUACGAAAAUAUUGCUAUUGUAAAGAUUAAACAAUUAGUGUUUAAUGAGUGUAUUUGAAAUGAUAGUCAAACUAAAUCUUAAGAAAAC